AUGCGUUGUCUUCUACUAUUUAGCAUCGUGCUCGGUGUCGUAUGCGCAGAUUACACCACGAACAGCUGGCAGUCGCAAAGUUUCAAGACGCUGGUAACUUUUGGUGACAGCUAUACGGAUGAAAACCGCCUGGGAUAUUUUGGAAGCCACAAUGGGUCUGCGCCGCCCGUUGGCUGGGAUGCAGGAGUGAGCUAUAAAGCCUCCACCGGCGGGCUCGUCUGGCCCCGCUAUGCCUCCAUCUACACAAACAGCACCCUCUACAACUACGCCGUCAGCGGCGCAGUCUGCUCCAACAACAUAACCCCCCGCUGGUGGUCCACCAUCGACGCGCCCUUCCCCGACAUCAUCAACUACGAACUCCCCGCCUACAUUGCCGACUCGGAAUAUAUCACUCCAAACGGCACAGCCUUUUUCACCGGCACCCCAGACACCACCGUCUACGCAAUCUGGAUCGGCACGAACGACGUUGGAAACGACGCUUUCUUGACUGACAGCCAAGUCGCCGGCAAAACGCUCUCGGAUUAUGUUGACUGUGUGUAUGAUGUAGUAGACGAUUUGUAUCAGUCUGGCGCUCGAUACUUCGUUCUAUUGAACCUGGCCCCGUUGAAUCUGGUUCCUCAAUAUGCAACUCCUGAACACGGCGGUCUCAACUCCACACAGUUCUUCCCCGAAAAGCCCUCAGUCGCAGCUGGGAAUAUCACCGAAAUCAGCUACCGCAUGCUUGAGACCGUUGAUACCGUCAACUCAAUUUACGCGUACCGCACGCCAUUUGAGACUCGGGUGAACAACACCUGGCCGGGUGUGAGUAUUGCAAACUUCGACGUUCACGCACUGAUCACGGAUAUGUAUAUGAACCCGAAGGAGUAUUUGAAUGGCACCGCGCCGCUAAAUGUUACGGGGUAUGUGAUUGGUGCUGGUAAUAUUUCGAGAAGUGAUAGGGAUAGUUACUUGUGGUAUGAUGAGCUGCAUCCAAGUGAACAAGUGGAUCGGAUAGUCGCUCGGGAAUUUGUUGGCGUUUUAGGUGGGGAGAGCAAGUGGGCGAAGUAUUGGUGA
This is a messenger RNA of Didymosphaeria variabile, 1053 nucleotides long. RefSeq lists its product as uncharacterized. The record is from RefSeq and is a predicted model, not a curated record. Gene Ontology annotation, molecular function: hydrolase activity, acting on ester bonds. Lineage: Eukaryota; Fungi; Ascomycota; Dothideomycetes; Pleosporales; Didymosphaeriaceae. The transcript is spliced from 2 exons. Bases 1 to 1053 code for a protein of 350 amino acids.